CAAUAUGUUACGUGGGUUUUUCAUCUAGGGUUUGAAAUUUAAAUUGUGUUGUAUUGGUUAGAAUUAGCCAUUUAAUUUUAACUUAUAAUUAUACAACAUAAACAUAAUUAGCUUUGACGAUACUUAAAUCAAAUCAUAUUUGCGUCAACUUCUAAGUCGCGAAAGUUGUUUGUUGGAGAUAAAACAUGGCGGACUGGGAAGAUGAUUGGGAAGAGAGCGAGCCGGUAGCUGUAGCACCGGCACCUACUACUUUUAUUCACAAUACCAGAGUGUACAGUAAUAAUUCAGGCCGUGGAAGAGGCAGAGGUGGUGGAAGAGGCCAAAGCAACGAAACUAACUGGAGAGCACGCGGUGGGGACGAUGGUCAACCCCGGCGCAAUUUUCGUCAAGAAAAUGGUAAUAAAAAGGUUAUAUCAAUUCCUUCUAAUAAAGUUGGCCGUGUCAUCGGCAAGGGGGGUUCAAAGAUACGUGAUCUCGAAUUUGAAUCUGAAGCCAAAAUUAAGAUUGGAGACUCUAAUGGAAACGAUACUGAAGUGUCUCUAUUUGGUACAGAUGAUGCUAUAACUAAAGUCGAAAGCAUGAUAGAUGAGCUUAUGAAAGAUCGUAAGCCCGCUGCUCCAAAAGAGAAUUACACCAACACCAGUCGCAAUGAUAGUGCUAGUGGCAAUUCCAAUUUUGUAACUGUCAAUGAAAAUGGUGAUGAAGUAGUUGAUUGGGACAGGCUGAAUGAUGAAUACGAAAAGAAACAGCAAGAGAAAUGGAGUAAGUUGCCAAAAAUCAUAAAGGAUUUUUAUACAGAAGACCCAAAGGUAAGUAAUAUGUCUGGGGCCGAUGUUAAACGCUGGCGUCUAGCUAACCAUGAUAUACAAGUCAAAAGGACAUUUGAUGAUAAACCUGGGCUUAGACCUAUACCAAACCCAGUAUUAACUUUUGAACAAGCAUUCCAACACUAUCCAGACAUUCUAGAGGAAAUAUAUAAACAGGAUUUUAAGCAGCCAUCCCCUAUUCAAAGCCAAGCUUGGCCUAUUCUACUGAGAGGUGAUGAUAUGAUUGGCAUUGCCCAAACUGGUACUGGAAAAACAUUAGCUUUCUUGUUGCCUGCUUUAAUACAUAUUGAUGGUCAACCAACACCCAGAGAACAGAGAGAUGGUCCCACUGUUCUUAUUUUGGCACCAACAAGAGAACUUGCACUGCAAAUUGAAAAAGAGGUCUCAAAAUAUCAAUACAGAGGAAUAAAAUCUGUUUGUGUUUAUGGCGGAGGUGACCGAAAAGAACAGAUCAAAGUUGUUGCUAAAGGUGUAGACAUUGUCAUCGCAACACCAGGAAGAUUUAAUGAUCUUGUGUUAGCCAGACAUUUAAGUGCUAUAAACUUCUCAUAUAUUGUAUUAGAUGAAGCUGAUCGAAUGUUGGAUAUGGGUUUUGAGCCGCAGAUAAGAAAGUCUUUGUUUGAUGUAAGACCAGACAGACAAACUGUGAUGACUUCUGCUACAUGGCCAUCUGGAGUACGCCGCCUUGCAGAGACUUAUAUGAAGGAUCCUAUUCAAGUAAAUGUAGGAUCUUUAGAUCUUGCUGCAGUUCAUACAGUCACACAAAAUAUAAUAUUUGUUGAAGAGAAUGAAAAAGAAGCUACAUUAUUAGAUUUUAUCGGAAACAUGAAAGAAAAUGACAAGAUUAUAAUUUUUUGUGGUAAAAAAGCAACAGCUUCGCAUAUCUCAACAGAAUUGUGUGUGAAAGGAAUAGGCUGUCAAUCAUUACAUGGAGAUAGGGACCAGAGUGAUCGUGAAGCUGCUCUAGGUGACAUGGUUGAUGGGACAGUCAACAUAUUAGUUGCAACAGAUGUUGCCUCAAGGGGCAUUGAUAUAAAGGACUUGACACAUGUAAUAAACUUUGAUUUCCCACGUCAAAUUGAGGAAUAUGUGCAUAGAGUGGGCCGAACUGGAAGGGCAGGGAAAACUGGUAUCUCAUUAUCCUUUGUCACAAGAAAUGAUUGGGCACAUGCCCGUGAACUUAUUAAGAUAUUAGAGGAAGCUAAUCAAGAUGUACCUAAUGAGUUACUGUCAAUGGCUGAAAGAUUUGAAGCUAUGAAAAUCCGCAGAGACAAAGAUGGUGGAGGAGGCAGAGGUGGGAGGGGACGAGGUGGCAGAGGCAGAAGAGAUUAUUAUUAAUUUUGACAUAUAUUCUGUUUACAUAGCAUAACUGUUUGGCAUUCCUUGUAGGUUUCUCUAGGACUAAGCAUGCCUUAGAAGUUAUUUGAGAACUAUAAUGACACAACAUACAAGCAGUUUUGGUCUCCCCAUCAGUUUCAAAUACCACCUUUAGCUUUUCAUUGGUGGUUGUAUAACAUUAGCUACCUUGUGAUGCCUAAUUUGGAUGACUUUUCAUGAAAAAAGACUCACUUCACUCAGACAGAGUGAUGUGGGUAUAAACUAUUGUGAAUCCAAUUAUGCUUGUGUGCAGUUUUAAACUAUGUGUUCAUUAAUGUUCUAUAGUAGCAUACUAUUUAAUGUUUUUAAUUUUAUGAAUAACAUAUUUUUUCUUUGUUUGUUAAUGAAACAAAUUUUGCUUUACACUAGUGUAAAGGAACUUUAUAAACCCAUUACUAAUCCACUACUGGGCAUGGGUCUACUCUUGGCAAGGUUUAGGCUGUAGUCCACAACUAGCCAAGUGUGGAAUAGUAGAAUUCACAGACCCUUGAGAACAUCAGGGAUAACUCUAAAGCAAUUAGGUUACCUCUAAAUGUUUACCUUACUUAAAUAUUAGGUAUUUAAGGUAUAUUUAAUUCCUGCUCUGAAAGUUAGAUUUGCUUGCCAGAGAACAAAGUUGAUAGAAAUGAAGCAGUUACUUUUACUACAGUUAGCAGAAGUAAGCUAUCACUGCAUAAAUUUAAAAAAAAUACUUUACAACAAACUAGGGGAAAUCAAUAAUAUACAAUGAACAUAAAGCUAUUGCAGUAGUUCUUUGUAAAAUUAAACAUCUGCUGCUUUUGGAAAAUUAUUAACUAUGCCAUACAUGUUCAUCGUAUACUGUUUGAAUAUUUUACUUUAAAUGCUGCUGCUGAGGAGUUCCCAACAACAUAUGAUUUACAGUGAUAAAUCAAAGAUCAAUCAAUAUGUAUACAUUUUCAUACUCAAUUUUUAGUUGUAUUAAAUAAUACAACUGACAGUUGACUAUAUAUAUAUAUUGUUAAUUAGACUUAACCAACGUUUUAGCCUUUAAGAUAAAGGAGUCGGAAAUUGAUAAAUAUUUUGGUACAAAAUUUAUUAAUUUGAUAAUAUUAAACUUUUUUACUGUAAGACAAAAAUAUGUGGUUAAAACUUCAAUUUUCCGUCAAGUAAACUUAUACAGGCGUGGAUUUAAGUGAUAUGCAUUUAAAUAUAUUAUUUAUUUUAGAAUUAUUGUCAUAUUGAAAAUCAUAAAGUUAGUAGACAAGAAAUCCAAAAAAAAAUUGCAUGGCAUUUUUUCUCUACAGGGUAAAAAAAAAUAUUAUUGGCUAAAUCGUUAAUGUGAAUGGUGGAUGCAUAAAGUAAUAUCCGCGCUACAGGCCAAUUUCAACCUAUGUUGCAUUGUUCGAGUAAUUAUUUUUAUAACAGGGUUGACCAAGUCAAUCUUUUGUAGGUAGUCUAAGCCUUUUAUGUGGCUAGAUGCUGCAAUUCCAGCCAACAGCAAUAUAAUUGCCUUGUGUGAUAUUCACAAGUUCAGUGAUUUCUUAAGUUGUAUUGUAUUUACUAGUUAGUGUUUUCUCAGUGCGACGUGUGCGUGAAAUUCGGUUUAAGUGUGCUUUUGAUUUUUUCCGAUAAUAAAUGUAACAUGUAUCAGGAUUCCAAGAUCUUGUAAGUUUGGUGUAAAGGAGUAAAAAAUUACUUACUUAUAAUAUUAGUAACAGUAACAGUAACAUUAAUAACCACCUGUUACCUGCUAUUACGCCACUAUGAAUUCAUUGGUCUUGCGUUUCCCACGGUAAAUAAUAAUCUAAAAUACUUGCAAAUUCUUGUGUUCACCUUACUGGAAAAGUCCCGUCGUAAUCGGUACAAUCUUUCCCGUAAUAUAAAUUGGUUGGGGUAUAUCAGAGCCUAGCAAAUUUCUAAACAAAAAUCCCAUCAAAAUACCUUAAGCCCGUACAAUAAUUGAAAGUUAAAAGCUUGUGUUUUUUUGUGCUUUUGAUUAAAUAAUAACAAGAGCAGUGUUAGGCUGAGAUAAAAGUGUACUUUAAUUUGCUCGGCUGGCAAGUGUAGGUAUGAACGAUACAAAUUUAUGUUGGAUACAUAAGUCUGUGUUUUUUUACCUUUUAAGUCUGAGGUAAAGCUUUAUAGUUCGCAGCCUUAAAGGCAUUCAUUCGAUAACACAGCCAGACUAAAUCCAAUAAGUACGCACUUGAGAAAACGAAUCAAAAUAACUUAUUUGGACUAAAUGAAAGGACGUCAAAAAAAUUAAUUACCUGGUUUUAACUGUGAUAUACUUACUAAUAUUAUUAGUUUUAGGCAGCAUUUACUUCAUUCAAGUAUUAAGAUAGGUAAUAGAUACCUAUGAAUUGUUUGUUCCUAAGAUUUGUAUAAGUAAUUCUAUAUAUUGUAAGAGUAUGUACACACAUGUUCGGGCUGUCAUUUCCGAUCGAUCCGAUCAGUCCAUAUCCUUAUACCUAUACUUGAAAUGUAGGUAUUUCUCUACUGUACAGAAUUUUGGGAUUUCUUUUGUUUAAAAAGUAGUAGUACCCGAAUCGUAUAAGACGAAAAAAAA
Messenger RNA from Pararge aegeria (speckled wood butterfly), 4734 nucleotides. RefSeq names its product probable ATP-dependent RNA helicase DDX43. The transcript has a single exon. Gene Ontology annotation, molecular function: RNA binding; RNA helicase activity; ATP binding. The record is from RefSeq and is a predicted model, not a curated record. Bases 186 to 2165 code for a protein of 659 amino acids. NCBI's taxonomy places the organism in Eukaryota, Metazoa, Arthropoda, Insecta, Lepidoptera, Nymphalidae.